GAUUCAAUAGAAAUUUUAAAAAUACAUUUUUUUCACUAUGGCAACAGCAAUCUAUUGCGUUGAAAGCCAAGUGUGCUCCAUCUGUCCGCUUUAUCAUUUUAUAAAUACCGAACAAGAAUGCCAUCGAUUUUUGGUAGGGACAUCUAAUUUCACGGCAGAUAACAAAAUUCAUCUUUUAGAAUUUCAAGAUGAAACUAACACUUUAGAAUGCAAUGUUGCUUGGAAUCAUGAAUUUCGAAUAAGUGGUAUAUGGAACUCACCAUCGUUGUCAGGGAAAAGCCUGGUAGCGACUGCAUCGACGAAUACAUUUCAAAUACUCCAAAUACCAGAAAACUUGUUGAUGGAACCAGAACAUAUAUUGUCUAUAGAAAAAAAAAUAACGCAAGCCCUGUGGGAUUUAGAGGGACUUCAAACUGAUCUUAAAAUAGUUGAGCCUCAAGCUGUAUGUACUUUAUCAUUAGAAUCUGAUAAGAUUGGAGCUGAAACAUCAUUUUACAGGAUCGGCCCUGAUCAAAUUUUACACACUGCGCUCGACCCACAUAAUUCCUUUUUGUGUUUGAUAUCAUGCGCUGAUUCAGGUUUACAACUUAUUGACUUUCGUUCCAAAGAGGUAAAUAAAAUAGAAAAUACGGACAGAUUACAUGGAUAUCAGGGGGCUUUACAUGUUGAUUUCAGUUCUUUAAAACCCAAUAAAAUACUAACCUGUGGUCAUGAUGGAAUUGUCCAUACACAUGAUUUUCGUAUGAAUUCGAAAAAUACUGUACUAGAACAUAAAAGAUAUAUUCGAGCUCAUGAUCAUGCUGUACGACGUGCAUUUUUUAAUCCUUUUCACGACGAUCUUGUUUUAACUGGAGGCUCUGAUCAUUGUUUAAAAUUGUGGGAUCUUAAUGACGUUGAAAAGCCUAGCUGCAUCCGGCAAUUGAGUUAUUUUGAGGAUUCUGUCAUGGAUAUUUGCUGGAGUAGUAAUGGACCUUGGGUUUUUGCUGGUGCAUCAUAUAAUGGAAAAGUUAUAGUAGACACAGUUCCAAAUGAAAAAAAAAUGAGUAUUCUGCUCGAAGAACAAAAAUAA
This is a messenger RNA of Phytomonas sp. Hart1, 1069 nucleotides long. NCBI's taxonomy places the organism in Eukaryota, Euglenozoa, Kinetoplastea, Trypanosomatida, Trypanosomatidae. The record is from the annotation of a GenBank genome assembly.